Molecule: messenger RNA, 1554 nt
Organism: Hirsutella rhossiliensis
Lineage: Eukaryota; Fungi; Ascomycota; Sordariomycetes; Hypocreales; Ophiocordycipitaceae
Product: cytochrome p450 domain-containing protein
Exons: 4
Coding region: 1-1554 (517 amino acids)
Molecular function (GO): iron ion binding; oxidoreductase activity, acting on paired donors, with incorporation or reduction of molecular oxygen; monooxygenase activity
Source: RefSeq, a predicted model, not a curated record
AUGGCAACAAUACCACUGUGGCCGGCAGGGCUAGCUGUUGCAGCUCUUUUGGUCUUGUACCGGGUUCUAUACAACGUUUUCCUCCACCCGCUGCGAAAGUUCCCCGGGCCCUUGCUGGCUGGGGCAACGUCGGGUUGGAAGGCUUACAAGGAGGUCAUCAAGCGGGAGACACUGGCCCAGGAGCUCUUUGAUCUUCACAGACGAUACGGUGACAUUGUUCGCAUUGCUCCGAACGAGCUCCAUUUUGGAAACCCAGGUGCAUUCCACGACAUCUACCACGGGAGCAAACGAUGGGACAAGGAUCCGGGUCUCUACCGAACCCCCGGAGUCAAGACCGGAUCCUUUGUAUUUCUAAAGUAUAGCCAGGCCAAGGAACGCAGGGAGGUGCUGCUGCCCAUCUUUUCCAAGAAGGCUAUCCAGAGCCUCGAGCACCUCGUCUGGCAAAAUGCCACGCGCCUUGCAUCUUCCAUCGCAAGGGCCGACGCAACGCAAAGCUCCAUCGACCUGCUCUACGCGUUCCGCUCCUACACGCUCGACACCAUCAUGUGCUUCACCUUCGGCAACUGCGUCAACGCGCUGGCCGCGCCGGCGUUCCGAGACCCCCUUAUCCUGGCCAUGGACGCCAGCCUGCCCAUGCUGCCGGUGCUGAAGAACUUCCCCCUGAUCCGUAACCUCAUCUACGCCGUGCCCCCGAGUCUGGUUAUGCGCGUCCUGCCCGAUGCCGAGCGGCUGGCCCCGCGGCUGUACCAGGUCCGCGACCUCAUCCAGCAGCAGCUGCGCGUCGUGCUGCAGUGCCCGUCGAAGCUCGACGACGCGUCCCACCAGACCAUCUUCCACCGCAUGCUGGACCCGCAGGCGUACCGGAGCAAGGCGGUGCCCAACAUGACGGCCUUGCACGACGAGGGCUUCACGCUGAUAUUUGCGGGCGCCAACACGGUGGCUGACACGCUGCUCAUGGGCCACUGGCACACGAUGCAAAAUCCCGACCUCGUCGCGCGGCUGAGGCGCGAACUUGUUCCCGUCUGGCCGGACCUCGACACGCCGCCGUCCCUCAAGGAUCUCGAGGCCCUCCCGCUCCUAACGGCCACCAUCAAGGAGUCCCUGCGCUUUAUCCCCUCGGGCGUGUCGCUGACGCGCAUCGUCCCCCCCGGCGGCGCAACGAUAGCGGGCCAACAGAUCCCCGGCGGCGCGGCAGUCGGCAUGGCAAUCCUGCACGUGCACCAGUCCGCCGAGGUCUGGGGCGACGACGUCCUUGACUUCAGGCCGGAGCGGUGGCUGGAGGGCCGAGACCAAGCAGAGGCCGGGGAGCAAGGAACCCCCGGUCACAGGAAAGACCUGGACCACUGGCUCGUGCCCUUCAGUCGAGGGCCGCGCAUGUGCUUCGGCGUAAAUCUAGCCUGGGCCGAGCUGUACAUUGCCUUUGCAACCAUGAUUCGGCGCUUCGAUCUGGCCAUCGACGGCACGACGCCCGAGGAUAUGGAGUGGCGGGAGUGCAUCGCGGCGUACUAUCCAAGGAGGCACUUGCAUGCGUGGUGCCACCCGGUACGGUCGUGA